Fraxinus pennsylvanica is the source of this 621-nucleotide messenger RNA. The record is from the annotation of a GenBank genome assembly. Lineage: Eukaryota; Viridiplantae; Streptophyta; Magnoliopsida; Lamiales; Oleaceae.
AUGCUGCAAGAGGUAGGUUUCAACGGGGGAGAACCAAUAAGCGAGGAAUUCUUCAUAAAAAACAUUAGUGGCAAGCAUAAUGAAGAAUUAUGUCGUGUUCUGUUCCCCGAAUGGGAUCUCGAAAAAGCCCGGAAAUUUAUGGAUGAUAAGGAAGAAUUUUUCCGAAGGUUGGCAUCAGAACAAUUAAAACCUAUAGCCGGCCUUGACGAGUUGUGUAACUGGAUUGAAGAUCGUGGUUUGAAACGAGCUGCUGUUACUAAUGCUCCCAGACCAAAUGUUGAAAUGAUGCUCCCGCAACUUGGCCUUGUGGAUUUUUUUGAAAUACUGAUCAUUGGAAGUGAAUGUGAGCGAGCAAAACCUUUUCCUGAUCCUUACUUGGAGGGUCUUCGGGCGCUUGAAGUAUCCCCCGAGCAUGCAUUUGUGUUCGAGGAUUCCGUUUCAGGAAUAAAAGCAGGGACGGAUGCUGGGAUGCCAGUAGUUGGUUUGGCUGUGAGGAACCCGGAGAAAUUACUGUCUGAAGCCGGCGCAACUUUUGUCAUCAAGGAUUUUACAGAUUCAAAGUUGUGGUCAGCUUUAGAAGAUCUUGAGAAGAGGACAGUGGCAAUGGAAGUCACUGCAUGA